Molecule: messenger RNA, 3769 nt
Organism: Egretta garzetta (little egret)
Lineage: Eukaryota; Metazoa; Chordata; Aves; Pelecaniformes; Ardeidae
Gene: MVB12B
Product: multivesicular body subunit 12B
Exons: 10
Coding region: 1636-2868 (410 amino acids)
Biological process (GO): viral budding; virus maturation; regulation of epidermal growth factor receptor signaling pathway
Cellular component (GO): late endosome; ESCRT I complex
Source: RefSeq, a predicted model, not a curated record
UUCAUUUUCGGGGCAGAUGCUCUGCCUGCCCAUCCCCGCCGCCCGUGGGCACGGGCCGCGGUCUGAGCACCAAGCAGAGGAAGAUGCCAGGCUCGCCGGCCGCGGCGCAGCGGUGGUGGGUGUGGGGAGCUUGGCUCGGCCCUCGCUGUCAUGGGGUGCUGCUCCGGGCCCUGCACCGGUGCCACAUCGCGUCUCGCCCCGCAGCUUCCGCCUCCCACCCUUUCGAGGCGGAAAGCCCUGUUCUCCGUGCUUAGCCACUGCCACCGCCAUAGAGGGGCUUUGUGUGAGCCGGCACAAAGUGAGGAUUGAUGCCGUUUCCCCUCCCCCUGCUGCGUGGAGCAGGACUGCAAGCGGCUCCAACAAAGGUGCCCUUCUUCCUUCCGCCGAGGACGAGGUGCCGGCAGGCUGAGGGGAUCUGCCCUGCGGCACCGCGCUGUGGGUACAGGCACCCCCCCCUCCUGCGGUGGUGCCAGGAACCCCUGGGGCCCCGUCCUCGACCUCUCCUAGGCCGACCCUGCUGCUGCUUGGGUUCCUGCUGGGGCAGCCGGGCCUCCCCGCAGCAAGCCCCAGCGUGGUGAGCCGGGGCCUGGCCAGCGUUCAGCAGCAGCUCCCCGGCCUGCAUGAGCCCCAUCCCUGCCAUCGCAAGGGGGGAGUGCCGGGGCUCCCUGCCUGCCUGGGCUCUCCCAGGGCCAGAGAAGGGGCACAGCCCCUCUGCUUCCUGCCCUGAGGGGUCAGCGCCAUCCCGGCUGUCCCCGUCCCCUCCGCAGAGCAAGCUGGCGCUUCGCCAGGGUGGGUUUGGUGGAGGCCGAAGGCGCCGGGGGAGCAGAUCUGCUUCCCUGCGGUGCAGCUGUGCUGAAGCCUGCCGUGCGGUGUCCUUGGCGCGCUGGGGAAUAUCAUUGCUUACCUGGAUUUCAGUUCAAAAUGGCCUAAGAGAAGCUCAUAUCGGCAUUCAUUAUCUCCCAGCUCCUCCUGAUGGGUAGUAACAAGUCAUCACAUUAUUGAGAGUGACUUGGAAAAGUUUCAGAAAAUGUGCAUCUGUAUGAAGAACAGAUUGUAAGUUCUUUGUUAAAUUCACAUUAUGUUUGCUCAGUCCUGCACAUUUUAGGCAAUGGGUUCUGGAUUAUUUGCAAGGCAUCUGGGUGAGCUGGUGAGGCAGUGCAGGCAGCAGUGCGGGGUUUGUCUGGGCUGUGCUGGGUGCCACCAGUGUUCCUGCGGCAGAGUCCCCCGCUCCUCACCCGCCCUAAGGACACAGCACCCAUCUGGAGGGAGGGUGAGCCCCCGCGGCUCUGGGUGCGCUCCUAAUCAUCCUUUGGAGGCUUAAACUGCAUGGGGAGCAAAGUGAGUCGGCUUUGCGCGUGCUGGGUGCCCGUCCAGGUGCCAAAGCAGGGGCCUCCCCUGGGUUUGUUCAUCGGCAAUAGUGUUUUCACCAUUACUGGUCACUAGCUGCUGUUGGUUUGGACUCCUCAGGUAGUCUGGCUAUUCAUGUGACAUUACUAUUAUUUACAUAGGGCCCAGACUUGCUCUUUUUUAUUGCCUGCAGCACGAUGUUUGCUCAGACUGGGCAUUGUGAAGUGUAAACCCAGGUCCCACUGGCACCAGCACUCACCUCUGCCUUUUCUAGCAGAUCAGUCCAUAAUGCCUGAGGUGCGAGACCUCUCGGAUGCCUUGCCCGACUUGCCGAUGGAUCCCAUCACGGGUGUUGGUGUGGUUGCAUCCCGGAACCGAGCACCGGCAGGCUAUGACGUAGUUGCACAAACAGCAGAUGGCUUGGACGCUGACCUCUGGAAAGAUGGCUUAUUUAAAUCCAAGGUCACACGAUACCUGUGCUUCACGAGAUCGUUUUCAAAAGAAAAUAGUCAUUUAGGCAACGUCUUGGUUGAUAUGAAGCUCAUUGAUAUCAAGGACACUUUACCUGUGGGCUUCAUCCCCAUCCAGGAGACCAUCGAUACACAAGAAAUAGCUUUCAGAAAGAAGAGGCUGUGCAUUAAAUUCAUCCCUCGAGAUUCUACAGAGGCAGCGAUCUGUGAUAUCCGAAUCCUGGGUAGAUCUAAACAAGCCCCUCCUCAGUACACGUUCAUCGGGGAGUUGAACAACAUGGGCAUUUGGUACCGGAUGGGCAGAGUUCCACGCAACCAUGAAUCUUCACAGCCUGCGACUCCUCCUUCCCAAGUACCGUCUUCGACACCAGCUCCUAACCUGCCGAGGCACAUCUCGCUGACACUGCCUGCCAGCUUUCGAGGGAAAAAUCACAGCACUCGCCUGGACUUGGAGCACCAGCACUCGAAUUUGUAUGCCAUAUCAGCGAUGGACGGAGUGCCUUUCAUGAUUUCAGAGAAGUUCGCCUGCGCUCCGGAAGGGAUGCAGCCAGUUGAUCUCUUGGGCAUCACAAUCAAAACCCUUGCAGAAAUCGAAAAGGAGUUUAAUGGUGCUGGUAACUUGUUACCAGGAAAGCCAGGCUGCACUUCCAGUGAGUGCGAGUCUUCCAGGAGCUCAGGGAGAAGACAGCCAUCAAACCGAGGGUGGUCUCGUGUUCCCGAAGGAGCACUUUGGAACACGCGUGGCUUAGGCUGCAAGGUGCCGAGGAGCCGCCUGCUCUGCAAGGGCUGCCUCUCAUCUGAAGUCUCAGACCAGGAGGAAAAUUGUCUCAGCAGCCACGUGCUUUGGGCACCAUCAGUCACAAACCUGUUCUCUUGUGCCACCCAGCUGGAUCAAAGGCAAAGAGUAAGAAGAUGGCAUAGCGAAACUUCCAGACUCCUCAUGGCUUCUCGACUAUUUGAUUGCAGUUGUGAGUCCUGCUUCCUAAAUCCAUUCUCUUCUCCUGCCUGGAAGUUUUGUCCAAGUGCAGAAAGGCGGCCAGGGGAGCAGUGAUGGCGGCUCUGAAGGUGCUGCCCGAUGGGGGCAAUCGCUGGCAGAAGCAUGUGCUGCCCUGCCUGGGGCACGCGUGCCGUCCUUCUGUCCGGGACUGCCUGCGUCUGUCGUGAGGGCAUCGUGUGCUGGGAGCCGGGGUGCUCGGGGCUGGUGGCCCCGACGCGUGCCUGCCUCCCUUCCCCAGCUCGCCAGGAGCUGGCCGCGGGGCAGCGGGUCCCUUUUGCCAGAGGGGAAGUGAAGGGUUGGUUCUGCAGCCCUUUGCGUGUCGCCUGGUGCUGGGAGAGGUCUCAGCAGCUUGGGGCGCUGCCUGGAGGGGUGGGCUGAGCAGCCCUCCCCCAUGCCCCUUGCAGGCCUGCAGGGUGCGGGGACUCCGGCCCCGGCGUCGUUUGUGUGGCCUUGCGAGAAGAGGUUGAUACCUGCUGCCUCUCCCCACAGCCUCCUGUUCCGUUACAGGCAGUGUGCGUUUCAGAGUAAUGAAAAGUAUAAUUAUGCAGCCCAUAUUCCUUGAUGAAGCAUCUUGUCUGCACGCAGAUAGCUACGCAUAUAAAUAUUGUGAAUUUCUGCAUGGCUUUAUUUCCCUUGCAAGCAAUAGCACCAUUACAGCAAAUCUUCUGGAUUUCCAAAGCAGCGAGAACAUUUUCCCUGGAGCUAGAUGCCGUGCAAAAAAUAUUCCCAAAGAAUUCCAAGAGUUACUAUUCUCUGUCGCCACAUUUGCGGAGAUAUGCACCCAUCCUCCAAGCUGCGAGGGGAGCCGAAUGGAAGGACUCCACCCUUUCAGGAGAACCGAUGAAAAUAGGCGCAAAUCCUGUUCUGCGCACUCAGGCUGCACCUGAAGGCGGCGUCUCGUUGCUGCAGCACCGCGCAGCCGUGCCCUGAGCAGCGCGGGAAGCAGCGCGGUGAG